AUGCACCUGAACUUUGUUGUCUCCGUCCUAGUCCCAGAGUUCACGGAGCAGCCCGGCCAGCUGAAAGGUUACUCCAUCCACACCCGGCUCUCCAAAGGCCCCCGAGGGUUCGGCUUCAACAUCGUGGGGGGGAGUCGAGCCCGAGAGUUCCUGCAGGUGUACAGCGUCACACCUGGAGGACCGCCAGCACUCACCACAGCGGACAUCCUGGUCUACAUCAACGACAGCUGCGUGCUGGGGCGCUCCCAUAAGGAGGUGGUGGAGAUGCUGAAGGCGGUGCCGAUGGGGCAGAGCGUGGACGUGGUGCUGAGGAGAGGUUACCCGAUGCUCUACAACCCCGAUGGAUGUCCCAAACAGAGCCUGGAGACGCCCCAGACCCCCAGCGAGCCCCCGAACCCCCCCAACGUGAACCGCGGCCUGACGCACCUGACCUACAGCCGGACGCCGGACGCCAACGGCAGCACGCCAGGACAGCGCCAGACCCCGCCCUCCUACGCUGCUCCACCAAUGACGAACGGACUGACAGGCCCGCCGACGCCCACUUCCUCUGACCCCCCCCUGGGUCCACCCCCCCUUCCAGAGAGGACAGCGGCCAUUAAUCACAGUGAUUCUGAUGGCGUGCUGUCCAACGCCGCAACACGAAG
This is a messenger RNA of Etheostoma cragini (Arkansas darter), 644 nucleotides long. RefSeq names its product membrane-associated guanylate kinase, WW and PDZ domain-containing protein 2-like. The transcript has 4 exons. Lineage: Eukaryota; Metazoa; Chordata; Actinopteri; Perciformes; Percidae. Gene Ontology annotation, biological process: signal transduction. Gene Ontology annotation, molecular function: protein binding. Gene Ontology annotation, cellular component: cytoplasm. The annotation marks the transcript as partial. The record is from RefSeq and is a predicted model, not a curated record.